Staurois parvus is the source of this 335-nucleotide messenger RNA. The record is from the annotation of a GenBank genome assembly. NCBI's taxonomy places the organism in Eukaryota, Metazoa, Chordata, Amphibia, Anura, Ranidae.
GCAGGUGAAGACCCGGAAGACCCGGAUGCAGGCAAGGUGCGGAUGCAGGAGCGUAGGUGCAGCAGCAGGUAGGUAUGGGGGCAACCAGGAUACAGGCCAGGUGUGGAUGCAGGAACAUAGGUGCAGCAGCAGGAUACAGGCCAGGUGCAGAUACAGGAACGUAGGUGCAGCAGCGUCAGACAAGCCGGGUGAGGAUCAAUUGGGCAGAUCAGGUACAAGGGAGCAGGCAAGUGGAUAGUCAGGGAUAAGCUGGGUCGGUGCAGACAGAGUUCUUUCUUAGUCAUGGUCAAAUCAGAUACAGGCAACAGAAUCAGGUUAUGAAGUACAGGACGUUG